UGCUGCUGCUAAAUAUAAAACAGUCUCAGCGCCUCGGGACCCGCUUUAUUUAACGACCACAGUAUAUAAUAUCUUUAUAACAUAUUUUCCACUUGGCUUUUAUUCGCUUGUAACGCUCUCUCUUACCGCGUGCGCGCGCUCGUGCCCGCUGCCGUUGUUGUUACUCGACGCGCCACACCAGGCGCGCGGUCUGCACGCGCGCAGACGCAGGAGACGUGAAGAAGAGCCGCGGUGAGUGUGUGUGCGUGUAAAAGACGGUCCAGUGCGUGAUUCUUUCAUCCGCUGCAUAGCAGUAAGGAGGCCUGCAUUCGGUAAGAAGAACCGAACACCAUCACAGAGACGCCUUCAUUACCCCGUAUGAAAUUUCUCAGUACCGAUUACAGAGACGCAUCCCUUUAUCAUAAUGCUGCCCCCACCAUGCUUCCCUGUGGGUAUGAGGACACAGUUCAUCUUUUACCAGAUCUGGUGAGGCGGUCAAAUAAGUAAAAAAAAAAAAAAAAAGAAAAACAAUUAAACUAGGCCAUGCAAGUACACCUGAAGAAGGAACUCUGUUGAGAAGCUCUUUUACGUUUUACAGCAGAACAAUGGAGAUCAGCUAAACCACUGGCACCACCUCAAAUUCCAGUCAAUGAGGCAACUCUAUCUCUCAUAACACACACACACAAAAAUAUCCCUCCCCGAGAGUGACAUCAUUCGGUUCCUGCCAUGUUUCUGGCUGAGGUCAGGACAAUGGAUCUUGCUUGGGUUGUGCUUUCCAUGCUAAGCACAUGCACAGCUAUCAACAUGCCUUCCUCGAGCAGCCACAGCACCUUCACCUGCGAGCCCAUCACACUCAGGAUGUGCCAGGGUCUGUCUUACAACACCACGUUCAUGCCCAACCUACUCAACCACUACGAUCAGCAAACCGCAGCUCUUGCCAUGGAGCCUUUCCACCCCAUGGUGAACCUGGAGUGCUCGGCUGACAUGCGCCCCUUCCUCUGUGCCCUCUACGCCCCGGUGUGUACGGAGUAUGGACGUGUAACCCUGCCGUGUCGCCACCUGUGCCAGCGUGCCAAGAGUGACUGCUACAAGCUCAUGGACAUCUUUGGAUUGAGCUGGCCUGAAGAGAUGGCCUGUAACCGGUUUCCCGAAUGUGAUGAGCCAUAUCCACGAGCAGAGGACCUCCUAUCAAGCGCCGACUCCACAGCGGAAUCUCCCAUGUCUGUACAGCGCGACUACGGUUUCUGGUGCCCACGCGAGCUGAAGGUCGACCCCGAGUUGGGCUACAGGUUCCUUGGGGUUCGUGACUGCUCGGCCCCGUGCCCGAAUAUGUACUUCAGCAGACAGGAGCUUGCUUUUGCCCGCUACUUCAUCGCCGUGGUUUCCAUCAUUUGUUUGUCGGCCACGCUUUUCACUUUCCUCACCUUCCUCAUCGACAUGGGCCGUUUCCGCUACCCGGAGCGUCCUAUCGUCUUCUACUCCGUUUGCUACAUGAUGGUGUCGUUGGUGUUCUUUCUGGGCUUCCUGCUGGAGGAGCGUGUGGCGUGCAACAAAGCGGCACCGGGACACUUCCGUUCCGCGACCGUCACGCAGGGCUCGCAUAACAAAGCCUGCACGCUGCUCUUCAUGGCUCUGUACUUCUUCACCAUGGCGGGCAGCGCGUGGUGGGUCGUGCUCACCGUCACCUGGUUCCUGGCCGCCGUACCCAAGUGGGGCAGUGAGGCGAUCGAGAAGAAAGCGCUGCUCUUCCAUGCAGUAGCCUGGGGACUGCCUGGUGUGCUCACUAUCACGCUCAUGGCUCUGAACAGGGUGGAGGGUGACGGUGUAAGCGGCGUCUGCUUCGUCGGUCUUUACGACCUCGCUGCUUUGCGCUGGUUCCUCCUGGCCCCGCUGGCGCUGGCGGUGACCGCUGGCGUGGUGCUGCUGUUAGCCGGCAUCGUGGCGCUCAAUCGCGUGCGCAUGGAGAUCCCGCUGGACAAGGAGAAUCAAGACAAACUGGUGAAGUUCAUGAUCCGCAUCGGCGUGUUUUCCGUGCUCUACCUGGUGCCGCUGCUGACCGUCAUCGGCUGCUUCAUGUACGAGCAGAGCUACAGACCCGUGUGGGAGAUCACAUGGGUGCAGGAGCAGUGCAGGAACUACCACAUCCCCUGCCCUUACAAGGUGGAGCAGACAAGCAAGCCAGAUGUUGCCCUCUUGCUUAUUAAAUACUUGAUGAUGCUGGUGGUGGGAAUUCCAUCUGUCUUUUGGGUGGGCAGUAAGAAGACCUGUUUUGAGUGGGCCAGCUUCUUUCAUGGCCAUCACAAAAAAGACUGUGUGGUGCACGACAGCAGACAGGUGCUGCAGGAGCCCGAUUUUACUCAGCUGCUCCUGCGUGAGCCUGGAGUGGCUGUGGUUCGCCAGUCCCGUGGUACCUCCACCCAAGGCACCUCCACCCACGCCUCCUCUACCCACCUGGCCAUACUGGAUGAGGCGCACAGCGGGAGCAGCCGCCCAAGCAGUGUGCACAGCAAAGCCAGCAGUUUCCACAGCAGCCGGCGCCAGUCUCACAAUGGCAGGUACGCAUCGUGUAGUUUCCACGGCGCAGAGGAGCUCCGUCUCCCCCACGUCAGCAUAUCCCGCCUCCACGAGCAGCUUCAGCAAAGCAGCGCUGUCCACCUGGAGAGCCAGUCACGCCACGGUGGAUCGCAGCGCCUCGACAGCCAAUCACGCCACGACAGCAUAAGGGACCUCAGCGCCGGCCCUGCUAACGCUGUCCACUCCGUCAUGGAGGAAAGCGGAGCCACUUCGUGAACUUAAACACAGCGUUUGUAAAUGAAGCACAUGCUGCAGAGAUUUCUCACGUGUACGGAUGUCGAAUGGACAUCUAGAAACUGAACAUCAAGCCCUGGUUACACAACAUAACAUACAGGUGCAGGAAAAAACUUUCUGAGCAAAGAUCUUUGGUAUUCACAGGGUAAAACAAUGAGGGCUUUCGCCAUAUUACAACCCCAAUUCCAAAAAAAGUUGGGAUGCUGUGUAAAAUGUAAAUAAAUACGAAAUGCUAUGAUUUGGUAAUCUCAUAGUCCUAUAUUUUAUUCACAAUAGAAUAUAGAAAACAUAUCAAACGUACCAUUUUAAGGAAAAAUAAGGUAAUUAUAAAUUUGAUGGCUGUAACAGGUCUCAAAAAAGGUGGGACAAGGCAACAAAAGUCUGGAACAAGUAAGUGUUAUUAAAAUUAAACAGUUGGAGAAACAUUUUACAACUAAUGAGGUUCAUUGACAACAGGUUAGUAAGAUGAUUGGGUAAAAAUAGUGUAUCUAAGAGAGGCAGAGUCGCUCAGAAAUAAAGAUGGGCGGAGCUUCAGCAAUCUGUGAAUGUUUACAAAUUUUAUUUUUCUCUAAUUGUGCAACAAUUUCAGAAUUAUGUUCCUCAAUAUAAAAAUUGCAAAAUGGCUCAAUACGUCAUUAUUUAUGGUAAAUAAUAUUAAAAGAAUCUGGAGAAAUCUGCACAAGGGAUGAGGGUGAUAACCAAUAUUAAAUGCCCAUGAUCUUUGGGCCCUCAGGUGGCACCGCAUUUAAAACAGUCAUGAUUCUGUAUGGAAAAUCACUACAUGGGCUCAUUAACACCUCCAGAAAUCAUUGUCUGUGAAAAUCUGCAAAUCUCUUUCAUGCAAAGAAGAAGGCAUAUGUGAGCAUGAUACAAAAAUGCUGCUAUCCUCUCUGGGCCAAAGCGCAUUUAAAAUGCAAAGUGGAAAACUGUUCUGUAGUCAGAGGAAUCAAAUUUUUUUGGAAAACAUGGGUAUCACGUCCUCCGAACUAAAGAGGAGAGGGACCAUCAGGCCUGUUUUCAGCACUCAGUUUAAGAAGCCAUAUCUCUGAUGGUAUGGGAGUGCAUUAGUGCCUGUGGAAUUGGCCGCUCAGAAGAGGGAUUGAAAAAAUUAGGCAAGAAAAUGCAAUAAAAAUAGAAUAUUUUACAAUAGAAUGAAUUUGUAGUAGAAGGGUCCGGAUGCUAACUGGCCUGCCUGCAGUCUAGACCCUUCAUCAUAAAAAAACAUUUGGUGCAUCAUGAAAUGAAAAAUACAACAAAGGACAGCAGCUAGAACCUUGUAUAAGACACAUGAGACAACAUCCCUGCCCUAAAAUUCCAGCAACUGGUCUCCUCAGUUCCCAGAUGUUUAAAGGACAGAUGACGUGAUGCUACAUAGUGGUAAACAUGGCCCUUUUUUGGGAUGUGUUUGAGCCAUUAAAUCCAAAAUGACCUUAUUUUCUCCUUAAAAUGGUACAUAUUCUCAGUGUAAACAUUUUUGUUUUGUUUUGUUUUACUGUGAAUUGAAUAUGGGUUAAUGAGAUCCGCAAAUCAUUGCAUUUUGUUUUUAUUCCCACUUUACACAGCGUCGCAACUUUUUUGGAAUUGGGGUUGCAUCUUUUUUUAAUACCGUAUUGAAGCACUUGCUGCUUUAUGUUCAGGUUUAAAAUUUUUCUUUGCAGUUUUUAAGAACUUUUAUAGAAAAAAAUCAAGCUUUUUAUUCCACUGUUCCUCUAUUGCACUUUGUGUAGACUUUUUGUAGAUUAGACUGACAUCUUGUUCCACACGAUUUCUCACAUAAUUAGGUAGAAGAGGAGAGAGUGAUGACUGAGUGUUUUAUUGGUGAUAAACAUUUGGCAUGUAAAGAGCAGAGAACAAAGCGAACAACUGCUCGCUGUGAACGUAGAUUAUUUUUCAAUAAUCUGAUGCGUAGUCACCGUUUCACUUUGUACUGCAGGCAUCGGACAAGAGUAAAGUUUGGACUUAAAAACGAA
Messenger RNA from Silurus meridionalis, 4757 nucleotides. It is a transcript of the gene fzd3a, whose product is annotated as frizzled class receptor 3a. Gene Ontology annotation, biological process: non-canonical Wnt signaling pathway; canonical Wnt signaling pathway. The transcript is spliced from 8 exons. The record is from RefSeq and is a predicted model, not a curated record. Gene Ontology annotation, molecular function: Wnt receptor activity; Wnt-protein binding. The coding region runs from base 706 to 2769 and encodes 687 amino acids. Lineage: Eukaryota; Metazoa; Chordata; Actinopteri; Siluriformes; Siluridae. Gene Ontology annotation, cellular component: plasma membrane.